Molecule: messenger RNA, 1756 nt
Organism: Cataglyphis hispanica
Lineage: Eukaryota; Metazoa; Arthropoda; Insecta; Hymenoptera; Formicidae
Product: ubiquitin-conjugating enzyme E2 J2-like
Exons: 4
Coding region: 451-987 (178 amino acids)
Source: RefSeq, a predicted model, not a curated record
GGAAUCGGGCAGACUUCGUCAAGGUCAAGUCAAGCCUAGUCAAGACAUGCUCUUCUGCUCUUUACAUCCCCGCGUGAUAGCUUGCCGCUGGCAAAUUUCGCCUCAUCGGCGAUCACGUUUAGGCGCAUCAUUCGUUUCAUCAUCCGCUCUUCCUUCAAACCACGGCUACGAAUCGUAGCUCGUGGCUUGGAUUUGUUUCAACUUCUGCGCGAUUGCAUGUUUAUUGUCACUACGGACGACAUAACCUGUACCACUUUGCGACGUUUACUUCGAAUUCAACGUCAACCUUGUAUACGCCGAGACCUCUCGAUGACUAUCGUUAACUCAGCAGCAAAUAAAUUUCGGAAAGAUCAUCAUAGCUGAUACACUGGCCAAAGAAUAUAUAUUAGAACGAAUAUAAGAGAUUGGGCAUUGUCUGUUUGGAGGUAACAUUGGGCUAUACUGUACAGGAUGGACAAAGAAAGCAACAGUGCGAUACCCAGAUUGAGACAGGAUUAUCUGCAUCUCAAGAUGGAUCCAGUACCAUAUAUUCUUGCGGAACCAGUACCUACCAAUCUAUUAGAAUGGCAUUAUGUGGUUAAGGGACCAGAAAGUACUCCAUACGAAGGUGGAUAUUAUCAUGGGAAAAUCCUAUUUCCAGAAGAGUUUCCAUUUAAGCCACCUAGCAUUUAUAUGUCCACACCAAAUGGCCGAUUUUGUGUUAAUGCAAGACUGUGCUUGUCUAUUUCUGAUUAUCAUCCAGAAACAUGGAAUCCAGCAUGGAAUGUAUCUACUAUUCUCACUGGCUUGCUUAGUUUUAUGAUGGAAAAAACUCCUACACUCGGUAGCAUAAAUACAACAGAUAAUGAAAAGAAACAGCUAGCUAUGCAGAGUUUAGAGUACAAUCUUAAGGACAAAUUGUUCUGCGAGCUCUUUCCGGAAACUGUUGAGGCAAUCAAAACUGAAUUGGAACAUCGGAAAGGGAAGAAACUUGAUGAGCCAAGAUGAAGGAGUUGAAUUUUCUACAUCUUGUCAGAUGCCGAUUUUCAUCCUGAUCUGUCCUCUUCUAAAAGAUUACAAACUUGUAAUCUUUUAGAUUACAAGUAUUUUUAUGAUUAUUCAAGUUGUUGAACAUAAUGAAUCAUCACCGCUAUCAGGUGCACAGCAAUUUUUAGACAUCAGCGCUUAAAAAGUACAAAAAGAUUAUAACGUUUGAUAGUUACCUGUAACAAAAACAUAAGUGUAAAAAAUAAGUAGUUGAUCACACAAACAUUUAAUCUUGGACGCUUAUAAUAUCUGUCGCGGAAGAUAUUUUUUACGCCCAAUUUAUCUGACAUACAAUUUUUGAAUUGUAUAUAUAUAUGACACAAGUUUACAGUUUUUGAACAUAAAAGAGUAAUGAAAAUAUCAACGAGAAAACAUAUGCUAAUAGUGAAAGAAUAAUAUUUAUCUAUAACAUUUAUAUUUAAUCAUAAUUGGCAGUUUUUUUAUUUAGUAAUUGGCUAAACGUCAUCAAAAUAUUGAACAAAUCAAUGCAUUCGCGCAAUUUUCAAUGGACGAAAAACACAAUCUUCGUAAAAUUUCUAAGACUUCUCGAACUUUUUAAUUUUAUGAUAGUAAUUGUCUACAUUUAUUUUGUCAAAAAUAUGUAUAAUAAUUAGAUUCUUUUAUUAAUUAAGGAUUUAAAAGAAUGACUAUUUUUAAAAAAUUUCAAAUAUUUAACAAUUUAAUAAUUGGUAAGUCUUUUUCAGUAUAUAUAUAUAUAUAUAUAUAUAUA